GGGACGUCUCUAUCCUAGCCGUGAGUGCCCCGCCUGCCUCUAGCGGUCCCCGGCGACCCGGUUCCUGUCGCGCUCACCUGCGCCGGUAGCGGAGAAAUCGCCCCGGGACAUGGACUCAGUGGUCUUUGAGGAUGUGGCUGUGGACUUCACCCUGGAGGAGUGGGCUUUGCUGGAUUCUGCUCAGAGGGACCUCUACAGAGAUGUGAUGCUGGAGACCUUUCAGAACCUGGCCUCAGUAGAUGAUGAAACUCAAUUUAAGGCCAGUGGGUCAGUUUCUCAGCAGGAUAUUUAUGGAGAAAAAAUACCCAAGGAAUCUAAAAUAGCCACGUUCACCAGAAAUGUUUCCUGGGCCUCUGUUUUAGGAAAAAUUUGGGACAGUCUUAGCAUUGAAGAUCAUCCCACAAACCAGGGGAGAAAUCUCAGUAGAAAUAAUGUGUUGGAGAGACUCUGUGAAAGUAAUGAUCAAUGUGGAGAAGCCUUCAGCCAGAUUCCACAUCUUAAUCUGUACAAGAAAAUUCCACCUGGAGUAAAACAGUAUGAAUACAACACGUACGGAAAAGUCUUCAUGCAUCGCCGUGCAUCCCUCAAGAGUCCCAUCACAGUUCACACUGGACACAAACCGUAUCAGUGCCAGGAAUGUGGGCAGGCCUACAGUUGUCACUCACACUUAAGAAUGCAUGUGAGAACCCACAAUGGAGAGAGACCCUACGUGUGUAAAUUAUGUGGGAAAACCUUUCCUCGUACUUCCUCCCUCAAUCGGCACGUAAGGAUUCACACUGCUGAGAAAACCUAUGAAUGUAAGCAAUGUGGGAAAGCCUUUAUUGACUUCUCAAGUCUUACUAGUCAUCUCAGAAGUCACACCGGAGAGAAGCCAUAUAAGUGUAAGGAAUGUGGGAAAGCUUUCAGUUAUUCCUCAACGUUUCGAAGACACACAAUAACACACACUGGCGAGAAGCCAUAUAAAUGUAAGGAAUGUGGGGAAGCCUUUAGUUAUUCCUCAACGUUUCGAAGACAUAUGAUUUCACACACUGGAGAGAAGCCACAUAAAUGUAAAGAAUGUGGGGAGGCCUUCAGUUAUUCUUCAGCUUUUCGAAGACACAUGAUAACACACACUGGAGAGAAACCCUACGAAUGCAAACAAUGUGGGAAAACCUUCAUUUAUCUCCAGUCCUUUCGAAGACAUGAAAGGAUUCACACUGGAGAGAAACCCUACGAAUGCAAACAGUGUGGGAAAACCUUCAUUUAUCCCCAGUCCUUUCGAAGACAUGAAAGGACUCAUGGUGGAGAGAAACCCUAUGAAUGCAACCAGUGCGGGAAAGCAUUCAGUCACCCCUCCUCCUUUCGAGGACACAUGAGGGUGCACACUGGAGAGAAACCCUAUGAGUGCAAGCAAUGUGGGAAAACUUUCAAUUGGCCCAUAUCUUUACGAAAACAUAUGAGAACACACACUAGAGAGAAACCCUAUGAAUGUAAACAGUGUGGGAAAGCCUUCAGCUUGUCCGCUUGCUUUCGAGAACAUGUGAGAAUGCACCCUGAAGACAAAUCCUAUGAAUGCAAGCUAUGUGGGAAAGCUUUCUAUUGCCACAUAUCCUUACAAAAACAUAUGAGAAGGCAUACCGCAGAGAAACUCUAUGAAUGCAAGCAGUGUGGGAAAGCUUUCAGUUGGCCUGAACUUUUGCAACAACACGUGAGAACGCACACUGUAGAGAAGCCCUAUGAAUGUAAGGAAUGUGGGAAGGUCUUCAAAUGGCCAUCGUCUUUACCAAUACAUAUGAGACUGCAUACUGGAGAGAAACCUUAUCAAUGUAAGCAUUGUGGGAAAGCAUUCAAUUGUUCCUCAUCCUUAAGACGACAUGCGAGAAUACACACUACAGAAAAACAGUAUAAGUGUAAUGUAGGACAUCCUCCUGCAAAUGAAUUCAUGUGCAGUGCUUCAGAAAAGUCACACCAGGAGAGAGAUCUGAUCAAAGUUGUAAAUAUGGUGUUGCCUUUAUGAGUUCCUUAUCCUGAAAGUGGACACUUAUGGAGUGUGUCUGUAGUUCAUUUGCAAAUAAACAUUUAGGUGAAAAAUAAUUCUCCAAGUACUCUUAGCUAUCCUACAUGAAUUUUAACAGGUAGUUUCUUACAAUUCAGUAAAUAAAACUUUCAUCUUAGAGUGUUUUGGACUCAUGGAUGAUUUGAAGUGUAUUUUUAAUAUGCAACUAGGUUCAAGUUUUAUUUAAUUUCUUAAAUUGUAACCGACUUAGUGUGGCAGGUAUUGGAUAUCACUUAUCUAUUAUAUUUUCCACCUUUCUUACUGGGAAUAUUUUUAUUGUUUGGCCAGAGGAGCCUUAUUCCAUUUUCUAAGAAGUAGUUGGCAGAAUUUUGUAAUUAUGCAAAGUUGUUUAAGGAGUAUAGCCUCAAAUGAAUUGUCAUGUUUAAUGUUUGCCCUUUGCUGUUUGUCUUUGCUUGUGAUUGUAAAUUGGAGAGUAGGCUUUGACUUGUGAUAUGACAGAGAAAUCCAGAGUUGCAGAUGGUUCUUCUGCAUUGUUGUCAGUGUGGGUAAUGUUAGGAACUUCAUUUGCUGGAAUGCAUUUCCUUUAUGGUUCCAUGUGCAAAUUUACAAAUAGCCAUAACUUGAAUGAAAUUUAGAAUGAAGAAGUGAAGACGUAAGUCAUCGCUGAGCUUUUGGGGUCACAUUAAAUGGAGAUGGACAGAUGCAUAGGGGCUUCGUGAACACCAACCUUCAGCUUAUUUUCCAGAUUCUUAUUCCUGCCAAUCAAGAGUACCAUCAAGAGAAACACUUAAGUGCUUGAUUUCCAUUGUGUCAGAGGUGUAGUCUUCCUCAGACAUCUCCAUUAACUUGGUAUCAGGGAUAUGCCUUUGUGGUCAGUCACCUACAGUCUGGAUUUUUCUCAAAACCCUGUAUGACCUCUUGACCACUGAUUCAGACUGUCUUGUUUGGCCAUCUCUGAGCUUCUGAUUCUCCCGUUCUGUAGAUCUUAACAUAUUUGCAUGGAGUCUAAUUUAUAUAGUGAACACCUUGUUAAUACUUCCAGUGGCUCUGUGAUCCUGAUUCCACCACGAAAGCCACAGUGUUGCAGUCAAAGAAGAAAAACAACACAUGGGACUUUGUACCCUAUUGCAUUUUUAAGUGUGCCGACCCAGUCCUAUGUGAGAACAAAUACCUUCCUCAUAUAUUAGAUUUAGGGAGAUUUCUGUUACUCAGAACUAAAUGCAGUUUCUUGAUAUAGGUUAAAUUAUUAGGUUUGAUUAUGUAUCAUUAAAAAUAAUGUGGAUUUUGUUUCAAGGAAAACCUUCUCUAGAUAUUUCUUAGAAAUAUUCUGUUUAGCUGGGCACAGUAGCUCACGCCUGUAAUCCCUGCACUUUGGGAGGCUGAGGUGGGCAGAUCACUUGAGGUCAGGAGUUUGAGACCAGCCUGGUUAACAUGGUGAAACCCUGUCUCUACUAAAAACACAAAAAUUAGCUAGGCAUGGUGGUGAGUGCCUGUAACCCCAGCUACUUGGGAGGCUGAGACAGGAGAAUCGCUUGAACCCAGGAGGCACAGGUUGCAGUGAGCCAAGAUCACACCACUGCACUCCAGCCUGGGAGACAGGGAAAGACUCCCACCUCACAAGCAAAAAAAGAAAAAAAUAUCCUAUUUACUGUGCUUUCAAAUUAGUUGUUUAGAGACUAUAUUAAUUUCCCAGGGCUGCCAUAACAAAGUACAAAAACUGGGUAACAUAGGAAAACAAACUUUUUGUUUCUCAGUUCUGGACCCAGAAAUCCAGAAACAAGGCAUUGGCAGGACCAUGCUUUUUCUGAAGAUGCUAGGGAAGGAUCUGUUUCAGAACUCACCUAGCUUCUGGUAUUUCCUUAGCUUGUGGCAGCAUAACUCUAAUUUUCACAUGGCAUUCUCCCUGUGUGUGUGUCUCUCCAUGUGACAAUAUUUUUAUACAUACACACCACUCAUUGGGUUAGGCCCCACUCUACUUCACUAUGAUUUUACCUUAACUAAUUACGUUGGCAACAGCUCUCUUUCCACAUACUGACGUACCACGAAUUAAGAUUUCAACAAAAAAAUUUUGGGAGACCCAAUUCAACCCAUAACACUAAGAAA
Molecule: messenger RNA, 4099 nt
Organism: Symphalangus syndactylus (siamang)
Lineage: Eukaryota; Metazoa; Chordata; Mammalia; Primates; Hylobatidae
Gene: ZNF555
Product: zinc finger protein 555
Biological process (GO): regulation of transcription by RNA polymerase II
Cellular component (GO): nucleus
Molecular function (GO): RNA polymerase II transcription regulatory region sequence-specific DNA binding; DNA-binding transcription factor activity, RNA polymerase II-specific
Source: RefSeq, a predicted model, not a curated record